UUUUCCUUUCUAUGAAUCGAUUAUAGGGUUGUAACAAUGACUUAUGAAGCUCCAAGCUGUUUAUCCUCCGCAUCACUGUAUCAACCCAUCCACCAAUCACAAACGCAAACAACAGUAGAUUAUUAUUCCCUCUAAAAGUAUAAACCCUCGAAAAACCCUCACCCUGUGGCCUUGUUUCCGACUCUGUUUGGGAAAAAUGGCUUGGCGCUCAGGAUCGCUGUCUCGGUCGUUGCUCACGACCGUUAGGUCAUCAUCCCGCAGUUCAUCUCCGCCUCUCCCCCGUCUUCGCCCGCCGCCUCUAACCCCUCCACGCGUCCAGUCCCGCCGCCUCUCCUUCGCUAGUCCUGCUCCCAGGAAUUUGGGAGAACUAGGAUGUACGCAGUCACUUCUACCGCUUGGCAACGUGUUGGCUACAACCCGCCUCACAUCUCACCUUUCUGUCAAUGUGCGGGCUUUUUGUGAGCUGUCCCAUGGUAGCUUUUCAAUCGUGUUGCAGUAACACUUUGGAGUACCUAAUUUUAUAUGUUUUUCCUAGCUCUUAUGAGACAUGGCGCCAUGUUAUGUAAUUUUCAUUUUGGUGACCUCUUGGGAAGUCCUUGUGUUGCACCCCUUGUUUACCUAUCAAAAAAUGUAAUUUUUAUUUCAGAAACAUACUGAUAUGUGAUUGUUGCCUAGAGCAUCAUUUGUAGUGUUCUGGCAUAAAAUUCAGGGAAAUGGUAACUCUACUGCUGUCUGUGUCUUAGAAAUUAGUACCUGUUUAGGGCCAUUUCAAACAAGAAACUUGUAGAUUUUUUUUUCCUCUCUGUUGUAAUCAAUAUGGCAAUCUAAAUUCUGUCGACCCAAGAUUCUUUUUGAAAAAAGCAUGGCGCAGUAGUUUCUGGAGCACAUAUAUUAACUUUUACUGCUGCAUUGUUUUGAAUAAAAGUGAACUGUUUUCUCAUUAUGGAUGAGAGGCACUUAAUACC
Messenger RNA from Juglans regia (Persian walnut), 965 nucleotides. RefSeq lists its product as uncharacterized. Lineage: Eukaryota; Viridiplantae; Streptophyta; Magnoliopsida; Fagales; Juglandaceae. The record is from RefSeq and is a predicted model, not a curated record. The transcript is spliced from 3 exons. Bases 197 to 499 code for a protein of 100 amino acids.